Molecule: messenger RNA, 4617 nt
Organism: Phascolarctos cinereus (koala)
Lineage: Eukaryota; Metazoa; Chordata; Mammalia; Diprotodontia; Phascolarctidae
Gene: PRLHR
Product: prolactin releasing hormone receptor
Biological process (GO): G protein-coupled receptor signaling pathway
Cellular component (GO): plasma membrane; neuron projection
Molecular function (GO): neuropeptide Y receptor activity; neuropeptide binding
Source: RefSeq, a predicted model, not a curated record
GGUGGGGCAGGAACCGUGCGUGGAAUAAUAUAAUCGCUCAAAAUCACAGCAACAUAAGGAGAUGCGUUAAGUCCUGGACAGCCAACUGGGAACGAGCUAACUUCAAGUUACACCUCCACGCCUCUCUCCCUCCCUAUCCAAAAGCGCUGUCUGUCACUGGAGAGCCGACGCUUUCUUCACUCUCACAUUCACUCACCUCCAGGGUGAGUCGGCUAAUCCGGGGUGGUCCUCGAAUCCUCGGCGGGCGCCCUGGUUGCCAACUUCCAAGGAGGUGCCGGAGGAUCAGAGGGGCUGUCGGCGGGUUUGUAGGUCCAAGUCUUUUGGAAGGGAGUAGCUUUCCCGCGUUGCGCUGCCUGGAACUUAGACGUGGGCGCUCGGAGGGAGUGGAGAUGAUCCCGGAUAAUCGGACUUCGCAGAGCCUGCUGUCCGCCCUGCAUCCGCGCAAUGCCAGCCCGCAGUUCGCGGGGCUGCAGUUCGUACAGUCUUUCAAGCCUCUCAUCAUCCCUGGCUAUUCACUCGUUGUGUCUGUCGGGGUCGUGGGCAACUACCUUCUCAUCUAUGUCAUCUGUCGGACCAGGCGUAUGCACAAUGUAACCAACUUUCUCGUGGGCAACCUGGCCUUCUCGGACAUCCUAAUGUGCGCCACCUGCGUGCCCCUGACUCUAGCUUACACCUUCGAGCCGCGGGGCUGGGUAUACGGCCGCUUCCUGUGUUACUUCGUGUUCCUCAUGCAGCCUGUGACCGUAUCGGUGUCUGUGUUCACCCUGACGGUCAUCGCGGUGGACCGUUACCACGCCACUGCUCACCCGCUGCGCCGCCGCCGCCUCAGUGUCCCCGCCUGUGCUGGUGUGUUGGCAGCCAUCUGGUUGCUGAGCUGCGCCCUGGCCGCUCCUGCGCUCCUCCACACCUACCACGCCGACUUCCCCGAGCUGCACUUCGCCAUCUGCGAGGAGUUUUGGUUUCACCGCGAGCGGGAUCGGUUGGCCUACGCCUACAGCACCCUGCUGCUCACUUACGUGCUGCCCCUGGGAGUCAUCUCCGUGUCCUACCUGCGCAUCUCCGUGCGCCUCCGCAACCGCGUGCUCCCGGGAAACGCCACGUCGCAGCAGCAGGCUGAGUGGGACCGCGCCCGGAGGCGCAAGACCUUCCGCUUGCUCGUGCUUGUGGUGGCCGCCUUCGGGGCAUGCUGGCUCCCGUUGCACAUCUUUAACCUGGUCAAGGACCUGGACAUCAGCCUCAUUGACAAGCGCUACUUCAACCUGCUGCAGCUGCUCUGCCACUGGCUCGCCAUGACCUCUGCCUGCACCAACGCCUUCCUCUACGCCUGGCUCCACGACAGCUUCCGCUGCGAACUCAAGAAGAUGUUCUGUUGGAAACGCUGGUGGCGGCGGCGCCGGAGGACGAAGCGCGUCCAGCCAGUGGACGGGCCUCCAGCAUGCCCACUCGCGACUGUGGUCCUGUGAGGCCGCGGGAGAGGUGGAGGCGCACGAAAAGUUGAUUUCUCCAGCACUGCGCUGAGUAGACGGUCAGUCAGAUUGAACCAACCCAGGGGGGCCGCUAGCAUACAUACUGCAGUUGCCGCAGCCGUCCCUCAAACUCAACUUUUGCGCCCCCGGGUUCCCUUUAGCGCCGUCCACCAACUGAAAUGGAGGUAUUAAAAACAAAACAAAAUGAAAACAAACCCAAAAACCCAACCCAACUCAUUUUUGAGGAAGGACCUUAUUCCUUUCCCAUCUCUAUCCACACACUCCUAACCCCUGCUUCCACUUCUUUCCCAGCCAACGCACACAGAAUUAGCUGAUCUGCCCUCGCUUUGUCCAUCCUCUCACCAACUGAGAGGAAGACCCCACUACAGUGAUUCCUACGCUUCUCCCAGCACGGAGACACCAUGGCUUAUCUCACUUCGUUAGCUCUGGGGCGCCCAGGACCCUCGGGUCCAGCCACUAGGGCGCUUUGGGCGGGAGGAGGUGAAGUGUGAAGAGAGCGUGAGGGAUGUUUCAUAAGCUUCAAGAAAGAACAGGGUUGGACAGCUACUCUGUGGUUUGCCUUUCUCCCCUCCCCUCACGCACAGACUCUCAACGCAGACCUUGCUUUCCACCCGCUCUGUACUGUAUAGAAAUUGCAGAGAGCUGCAUAGACGACACCUAGGUGUACAUUGUCACUAACUUUGGUGAACUCUGCUUUUAUUUCCAAACGAACAAUCUCAGAGCUGUACCUUCUUUCCUCUCUUCCUCUGCCUCUUUAGUCACUCCUGAAAACUUUUUUUUUUUUUUUUUUUUUUUUUUUUUUUGUAGACAGAGCUCGGAGAGCGCCUAGUAAGUGCAACGGUCGUCUUUCAGUUACCUACUCGAAACUUUGGCUCCUGAGUGACAUUUUAUUGGAGGUUGGGGGUAGGCAGAGGAAUGAGGGAUAGGGAUUUUCAAAGAAUUGCCAAGCUUGAAGUAUCAUGACCCAGAGUUCUUCUUUUCCUGGGAAGAUGUUCCUUGUCCAAUUUCUGCCAGGUGAAGUCAGAUGUGUGAUCCAGAAACAACUUCUUCCGUAAGGGCUGGAACAGAGUGAAAAUAACAGACAGUUCUUCACUGCACAAAAAGUGGUUGUUUAUGUGGUUAUGACAUUUUUUUUUCCUGCUUCGGGCACAGACCCUGCUGAUUUUUUAAAAAUUUAAAUUUGCUACCCACCUCAUACUGCUCUGGCUCCUGUGGUUUAGUUCAUUAAAGCCUCCAUUGAUUACUUUAGAAACGACUUAUUAGCUUUUAAAAGGAGGGAACCAAUUAUUACCUUCUAGUCCCUGCUGGAAGUCUUCAAGCCAAAGCUUCUGUAACAUGUCCCACCUAGCCAGGAGCCUCCUCAUUUUACUUCUUAAGGGCAAGAGAAGGAGGUAGGGACUGUUAUUAGACUUCUUGGAUAACAUAGGUGGUCUAACCUCUAGCAGUGUGUCAUUCCAAGCAAGUUAAGUACCUUCUCUGCACCUCUAUUGACUCUAUCAUUUCCAAACUGAGUUAAAAGGGCUUCUUUUUCCUUUUGUUGCUGGCUUUAACAAAAUGUUGAGAGAAGACUUCCCACAAACUUAGUAUCCCAGAAAUACGAGGAUGGAAGGGACCUUGGACAUUAUUUAAUCCAGGAAAGGAAAAUGUAGAGAGGUAAAAUUAUUUGUGUGGCCUGUAUAUCAAGUCAUACAACUGACUAUUGACUGACCUUGGAUUUUAAAAACUAGGUAGUUUUGUAGUUCCCAGCUCAGUGUUUCUUGUGGCUUGUAGUUCAAAAAUUGUAAAAAAGUCAAACAUUACAUAUAUUCUUCCUCCACAAAGAAUCAAAUCCAUAAGCCAAAUACUAGUGUAAACAUGGUAAAAUUAGAUGAAUGUCUAAUCCUGAUGGAAACAUUCCAGAUUAGGUAGUCUGGUUUUUAUUACUAUCAUAAAGCUAUUGUGCAUCAGAUGAUGCUUUUUGGUCACAGCAAUUUAGGAAGACCAUUUACUAAGGUCUGUGGGAGGAAGGUGGGGAGGGGUUGUUCCAACCCUGCAUUGGUGGAGGGAUUGGCUGCUCUGAGGAAAUUAUGGAUGCCUGAUGUGUUAAAGUAAGUGUAAUUAUCUGUGCAUUUAUCACAUUUUCCCCUACCAGAUUAUGAGCCCCAACAGAGCUUAUCUAAACCUUGUGUUUCCCUAGUGCCUAGCAGAGUGCUCUUUACAAGCAAGUACUUAACAAAUGUUUGUUGAAUUUGAUUGCAAAUAUAUUAAAAAUAAAGAACUUUUACUGUCUGGCCAUAAGUCUGGUUUAGUAAAUGAGGUGACAACUAUUUUUGAAGUAUCUGAUUCCAUCUCGGGAUAAUGUGGUCGAGAGAUAAUAGUUUGGAGGAAAGUGAUACAGAAUCCUGUUUCCCAUUGAACAGCUCAAUUGCUCAGUGAUUACUGGAGGGCUGACUAAAGGAGCUGAUGUGCAAAACCUCAAGGAAACAUCAGGGAAGCUGCCUGAAAAACAAAGCGCUGAGAAAAUUUCCUGCUGUCAUCAGAACUCCAAUGGGAAUUUGUGCUUGAUUUUAUAACGAAGGCGACAAAUACUUCUCCCAGGUCCCAAGGAUGGCUUAGGAUUGCAGCUAGGUCUUGAUUAGCACAAAUGACGAAUGAAGCAAUUGCAGUACUCCAAUUCACACUGUAUAUUUCCAUUGGGCUGAAACCCCUGCCCAUAUUUGACAUAAUUAUAACUUUAUUCACACUAAUCAGAUCCUGGCUGUAUUUAUGUAGCAAAUAAGGCAAAAGAAGUCUAAUUGACUUCCCACUGUUUCUGGUCUCUAUGCCUUUUCAGGCUUUCUCCAAUGCUUAGAAUGCUCUUCUUCCUCUCCUAUACCUUCUGGAAUUCCUACUUCAAACUCAGCUCAGCAUCAUCUUCUACAUGAGACUUUUUCUGAUCUCGCACUCUCCAAGCUGCUAAUGCCUUCCCUCCAAAUUACCUUGUGUAUGUCUUUAAUAUGCAAAUGUGUGUAUUUCUUCCAAUAGAAUGUAAGCUCCUUUAGGGCAGGGACUAUUUAUUUUUCAUCUUUGUAUCCCCAGUACUUAGCCUUAGUACUUGGCAUGUAUUAGUUACCUAAUAAAUGUUUGUUGAUUGAGUAUUGAAUAAAGUUGA